This is a messenger RNA of Westerdykella ornata, 1490 nucleotides long. RefSeq lists its product as uncharacterized. The record is from RefSeq and is a predicted model, not a curated record. The coding region runs from base 254 to 1147 and encodes 297 amino acids. Lineage: Eukaryota; Fungi; Ascomycota; Dothideomycetes; Pleosporales; Sporormiaceae. The transcript has 3 exons.
CCUGUGUGAACCCUCAAGAUUGAGCAUCAUGGAAAGCGACAAAUUCCCCGCCAUUCAGUGAUGUCAUUGGUCGGAAGAAGAACUACACUAGCUAGUCCCAGCGGCUAAACCACUUUCUGAACACGUGUGGGGGAGAGACCAUAACAACUCUUGGAACCUUGGAACCUCAAUACACACCUCAGAUCACAACAUCAACAACAACUCAGCACUCAAACCGGCACUCCGCACACCCCUUUCCGCUGGCAUACCCAACAUGGUUUCCACGCGCGGCCACCCUCGGGACUUCCCCCAACCGGAAACAUCGCCGGCAAAACCGUCGCCGCGAAAGAGUCUCCGACGUUCCACCAGAUCGCCGUCGCGCGCACAAGAAGACACCCCUUCUGCGUCACCAUCACGCGAUCUAAUGACCGCCUCCGCGCCCACGCUACCCAGCUACUCCUCCCAGCUCGACUCCCUGAGCCGCACCUCCGCGACCACGAGAGAAGCAGUCUCCGUGUCGAUCCCAGGAUGGUCGCACACGGCUUCCAACAUCACAAUCGCGUGGCUCAUGGUUUCGGUCCCGCUGCAGAUCUGGGAUACGCUGUACAUCCUGCUGCGACCACAUACGAUGGCCGGCGGCAAGCUGCAAUGGCCGUUGUGGAAACCGUAUGAGAUUUAUGCUGCCAUUGAUCAUGUGUAUGGGUGGCCGGGUUGGAACAAUAACGAUGGGUUUGGCGGGGCGCAGGGCGCGCUGAAUCUGGUUGAGACGGUCCUGUAUGGGCUGUACAUCAUGAUUAUCGUGAAUCAUGGGGUUCCUUCGGCGAGGGGCAAGGGCGUGCAGGUUGGGGAGGGGGCGCGAGGGUGGCUUUCUGGAGGGAGACGGGUGCAGGGGAAGAGGGGGAAUAGGGCGCUGCUUAUUGGGUUUGCGGCGGCGGUUAUGACGCUGAGUAAGACGGUCAUGUAUAUGUUGAAUGAGUAUUUCAGUGGUUUUGAGAACAUUAAGCAUAAUGAUUGGCCAACUCUAAUCACAUUCUACAUUGUCAUGAACGGUCUCUGGAUUGUAUUCCCCACAUACAUGACGAUUGUCUUCGGUUCCGAUAUCCUAGAAGGACUGGAUCUCAUUGCUGUUGAGCCUGUCGCAAAGCCGCCUAGGAAGAAGAGGAAUUAGACGACUUUUUUGACUUUUGUAAUCAGCGGGGAGCGGGUCUUGCCUAGCAUUUCAUCUAAUUCAACCCUUUGAUCGUUCAAGUAACCAGCAACAUAGACUGCGCUUUUCAAGUCCACGCGUACUAUCGACUUGGUACUGGUCCGUGACUCCAGGGCUGUUUCCAUGGAGAGGGACAUGCCUCCAAGAUCCAGCCCUGGCACGGAACCAAAAUACCUCCCGUGGCAUUAUAUUUUCAAUCCCCCAUCAGGUUCACCCUAAUCCUCUAAAUACAUCGAUGCCCCGACUUCUCGCUGCCUGACCAACCUGAUGCAUCAAGCCUACCGCCAUACAGAUACAGCGAUAC